CGUACAUGUGUGGGUGUAUUAUGGUCGAAGUCUCCGGAAGUACUGACUGGAGUGGACUGGACAUGCGAAGAAAAUUGGCAUUGUUGUAACCCCAAAUGGCCAAUCUGUCGUUUGUGUGGACCACAGAUUGCGGAAGGAAAUCCAGAGCCAUGACAUCGACCAAUCACUAUGCUUUUAGCAUGACCUAUAUUAUACUCUCUCUCUUUCAACUAUGAUUUCUCGACAACUAGCUUGGAAGCAUUGAGCUCCAAGCACCAACAACAAAGUUUUCUGUAAGACGUCGAAUUUAAUGGUCGGAAAACAGAGUGAAGAUGCCCCGAUGAGCGUGACGUGUUCUGCUAUUUGUUGCUCAAAUCUACGAUGUGUUUAGUAAGCAAGCAAAGCAUUGGCAGCUCAAGUGUAUAUGCCAUAUACGAGUUUCCAUCUCUUCUUCAAUCAUCCUCCAUUACCCCUUUACAGCCUCAGAGUUGAAUCCACCGAAUUCGCUUGGAUUUCUCUCUGGAAAAGAAAAACCAAGCAAGAAAAGUAAGAAACUAAGAAACGGGGAAUUGAAAAGGAGAGCAGAGGAGGGUUGUGUUGCUGUGCGGCGACUGCAUGGAAGAGUAUGAGGUGGUGGUCCGGUUUCAAGCAUUGCAGGCGUUUGGAGUGUCCGUAGAUGCGGUCUGCCCUGGCAAGAAAUCUGGUGACAUCUGCCCCACCGCCAUUCAUCAACAUUCUACUUCUCAGUUUCUCACCAGAUUUUAAAUACUACGAUGGACUAGUAAUAUCAGGAGGGCGAUCUCCUGAGUAUCUUGCUGUGGAUGCAUACGUUGUAGAAUUGGUGAGAAAGUUUUCCGACUCCAAAAAGCCAAUUGCUUCUACUUGUCAUGGCAGCUGCAGACUCGAUUAGAGGGCGGAAGUGCACAGGGUUUCCGCCUGUGAGACCUGUAUUGGUUGCUACUGGGGCUCACUGGGUAGAACCCGAGGUCAUGUCGUCUGUUGUUGACGGUGAUAUAGUUUCUGGGGUUACGUAUGAAGGACUUCGGGGAAACCAGUUGCAUCCCUAUGCCAUGGGCCGCAGAUUUAAGCUGCAGCUGGUGUUUCUGCAGAAGAAACCUCCAUCAUUAGGUCACUGGAAGGUAUUUGGUUCUGCAGUCUAUCCCUUUUUCAGACUUUACAACAGCAACAAACUUCAGCCUAGAUCAGCUUUAUCUAUAUUAUUUUGGCUAUGCACUGCAGUGGGGUACAAGGGUGUAAUCUGUUAUCAUUUGCAAACCAAAAAUUUGUUAUUGUCAAGGCAUGUAGUUCGUGAUGAGACCUUGUUCCCUGCCAAACUUCAAACAAUAGACUGGUUCCUCCUUUGAUUGUGACAUUGCCUCAAGUGUUUCAGCAAGAUACAAGUACUCCAGUGAUGUCAUCCAGCCCAGAAGUAGCUUUAUCAUUAUCCUUGAGAUCAUUAACACAGGAACCUGAAAGUUCAAAUGCUCAUUCAAGUGCUACUCCUCCACAACCUCCUUUGUUACCUGUCCUUGAUCCAAGUCAUCUUCAGGUAAUUUUACCUAUUGAUUCUUUGUCUUCUAGUAUUGUGGAAUCUUCUCAUAAUCAUGUUAUGCAAACAAGGUUGAAGACUGGGUCUAUUUAUAGGCAAGAUUGUUCUGCUUAUUUGACUGCAUCUUCCUUGCCUAAUAAUUUUUUUAUUGAACCUUCAGAAUUAUAAUCUCUAUUUAUUACUGACAAUGAUAUCGGUUAUUCUGGUUAUACAUUCUUGACUAAUAUCACUGAUGUGGAGGAACCGAAGACCUUUAGGGCUGCCUAGUUCCUUUGUGGCAACAAGAAAUGAAGGAAGAGUUUGAUGCUCUAAAAACUCAAGGAACUUGGGUUCUGGUUCCACCUCAUGUUGAUAGAUCAGUUGUAGGAAGUAAAUGAGUUUAUAAAAUAAAGAGAAACUCUGAUGGUACAGUUGCAAGGUAUAAAACAAGAAUGGUAGCUUAGGGUUUUACACGGGAGCAAGGAAUUGAUUACUCAUAAAUGGUCUCUCAAACAAUUAAACAUUAAGAAUGCCUUUCUUCAUGGAGAUUUGCAGAAGGAAGUUUAUAUGCAUCAACCUCAAGGUUUUGUGGAUCCUACUGAUUCAUCAUAUGAUUGUAGAUUAGUCAAGUCCUUAUAUGGUCUUAAGCAGGCCCUUAGAGCAUGGCAUUCCAAGUUUACAAGAGUACUACCUUCUCUGGGAUUCAAAGUUUCCUCUUCUGAUGCUAGCUUGUUUGUCAAAUUAACAUGAUGGGGUCAAUAUGAUCUUGUUAUUGUAUGUGGGUGAUAUAAUCAUUAGAGGUUCUGAUGCUAAUUAGGUUCAAUCAAUCAUUGGUAAACUUGGUGAACUUAUUAAUUUUAAGGACAUGGGUGUUCUUACCUAUUUUCAUGGGCUUCAAAUUAGUAUCAAUACAAUGGAGACUUGUUUGUUAAUCAAUCUAAGUAUACCAAAAAGUUAAUUAAAAAGGCAGGUAUUGAAAAUUGCAAGCCUGCACCAACUCCAUCCAAACCUCAUUCUCAAAUUUGCAUCACAGAAGGCAUUCCAUUGGCUGAUCCUACCUUAUAUAGGAGUCUAAUAGGUGCACUUCAGUAUAUUACAUUUACUAGACCUGAUAUAUCACAUGCUGACAAUGUUGUGUCAAUAUAAGAGUCAACCUACAUAGUCUCAUUUUUUUCUCGGUGAAAAGAAUUCUCAGAUGCCUUCAAGGUUCUUUACGUUGUGGCUUGAGAUAUAAGCUGUUUCUAGUACUACUCUCUCAACAUAUGUUGAUUCAGACUGGGCUGCACAUAUAAACACUAGAAGGUCUAUAACAGGAUAUGUUGUAUUUUAGGCUCCAAUCCUGUCUCAUGGCAAUCCAAAAAGCAGUCUUCAGUUUCAAGGAGCUCUACUGAAGCCGAGUAGAAGGCAUUAACUCAUUGUGUAGCUGAUGUGUGUUGGUUAAGGAAUAUCUUGAAAGAUUUACAUGUAAUUGUUCCUUCUCCUCCUCUGUUACAUUGUGAUAAUUUGUCUACUCUUGCUCUCAGUACAAAUCUUGUAUUUCACUCUCGGAUUAAGCACCUCGAUAUUGACUAUCACUUUGUCAGAGAGAAGGUUCAAAAAGGGGAUCUUUUGGUUCAAUACAUAACUACAAAGGAGCAACUGGCAGAUUUGUUCACGAAGGGCUACAAAAUUCUGAUUUUAUUAGACAUUGCUGCAAUCUUAACCUUGGGAACCCACGUUAAGAUUGAGGGGAGUAAUAACAGAUAGGUUGCCACUAGUCACUUGUAUGCUGGUUGCUUAACAUGUAAGCUGAAUGUUAGCUCAGUUGUUAAACUAAGAUUGGCAAGCUAUAAAUAGAUUUUGUGUAAAAUAGUUUAGGUGGUUAAUGAAAAGUUUUAAGUUCUGCAA
Messenger RNA from Malus domestica (apple), 3394 nucleotides. The record is from RefSeq and is a predicted model, not a curated record. Lineage: Eukaryota; Viridiplantae; Streptophyta; Magnoliopsida; Rosales; Rosaceae.